AUGCGUCCAGAGCUGCAUUCAGUGUUCUCACCUUCGAGAAACACCUCGUCAAGCAAAGCGCCUUCGAGAGGGUGCCUUCCACAGAUUCAUGUGUCCACCUUUCUGAGCUGCGACUCUGACGAGGAGAGUGACAAUGCCAAACAGGAAAAGGGCCUUCUACAAGACGAUCCGCGUCAGGAAAUGAGCUCUGCGCUCGGAACAACAUCCCCAGAUAUCGUGGCUAAAAUCAAGACCGCCUGCUCUGCAGCGGCUCGGCAUCAACCAAGCGAGAGGAACGAGGCAACGUCUUCGUAUAGAGUGGCACACGUUUACGGGAAAGCUUCCGGGGAACGGUCGCUUCAUCUCAGGACAGCCAGCCGCGAUGGCGCGAUUAUCACCAAUUCUUUUGAAUGGAAUUCAAAUGGUCCUGGCGCAACGUCUUCCGAGUGCGGAAUUCCCAGACCAGACUCGCCCACCAUAUGA
This is a messenger RNA of Colletotrichum abscissum, 462 nucleotides long. RefSeq lists its product as uncharacterized. The record is from RefSeq and is a predicted model, not a curated record. NCBI's taxonomy places the organism in Eukaryota, Fungi, Ascomycota, Sordariomycetes, Glomerellales, Glomerellaceae. Bases 1 to 462 code for a protein of 153 amino acids. The transcript has a single exon.